Molecule: messenger RNA, 1332 nt
Organism: Aaosphaeria arxii CBS 175.79
Lineage: Eukaryota; Fungi; Ascomycota; Dothideomycetes; Pleosporales
Product: ribosomal protein L5
Exons: 3
Coding region: 86-1144 (352 amino acids)
Biological process (GO): translation
Cellular component (GO): ribosome; cytosolic large ribosomal subunit
Molecular function (GO): structural constituent of ribosome; RNA binding
Source: RefSeq, a predicted model, not a curated record
ACGACAACGACACGCGAGGGCAUCCAUAGCCUCUGUCACGACGACCACCACAAAUUACGCCCCGCAUCCGUACUCCAACUAGACAAUGGCUCUCCGAGAGCUGCCAUUGAGGGCUGCGGCCGUCUUCUCGAGAGACGCACGCCCUAUCCUAUGCGCAUUCGGAUCGUCACUCUCUUCCCGCCGCAAUGCCUCGACCGAUGCCCUCCAAGCCGUUGAGACCUCAUCGUCGUUCACUGGUUCCGCAGCCGCCGUAGAGGCCCCUAAGGACUUUGAUCCAAUUGCACGCAGUAAGGCAAGGCGAAGGGGAAAGAAAUAUCUACCACCCAGCAGAUAUCAAUACCGACCACCAAAAUACUACCGCGGCCCUUUCCACCCGCAUCAACCACCCCCCGAAGCCGACCCAGCAUCCCGUCUCUUCCAACCCGGCCCCUUCAGCCUUCCCCGUCUCGACCAAACCUACCAAAGCACCAUCGCAUCCGACCUCCUCACCCUCACAUACCAACACUACCCGCCGGGCUACCGCGCACCCGUGCAGACGCAGCGCCUUCGAGAAUGGACCGGCGACUCGCCGUACUACAAGAACCGACCGCUGCGGCCCCCUCGCGGCCGCGGUGACGAGCUCCGCCUGCUGACCGAGCCGCGCACCUUCCGCAACAUCCCCGAGAUCACCGGCGUCGUCGUGCACUCUAUGAUUCCGGAGGCACAGGAGAGCAGCGCGUACCUGCACGUCGGCGGCAUGGUGCUCCAGGCCAUCACGAACGUGCGUGCCGAGUCCCACAGAGCCAGGAACAACGUCCUCCAGUGGAACCUCCGCAAGGAUAAAUGGGUCUCGCUGACUUCGACUAUCGGGCAAGAGGAUGCGCAGCACUUCCUUUCCAAGCUCAUCGACGUCGUGCUGCCCAAGAUCAAGGAGUGGAAGGGCGUCGCUGCGUCUACCGGCGAUGGUAGCGGAAACAUCUCGUUCGGUCUCACUGCAGACCAGGUCGCACUUUUCCCUGAAGUCGAGGUCAACUAUGAUUCAUACCCACCAAAGAUGAUACCCGGUUGCCACAUCACCAUCCAAACCUCCGCAACCAACGACAAGGACGCCCACCUCCUCACCCAAGCCAUCGGCAUCCCGUACUACGGAAAAUUCAAGGACUAAAAGCCACAUUUAUCUUAAUUGAAACCCCUGUUUGAACUGUACGACUAGCCACAGAGAAAACGAGAUAGAAUGUAAAAAUGUAAACGCUCCUGUACCAAACACAAGCAAUAUAAUUGCGUGAACUAGAACGCUGCCGUCUCUGCAUUGUAUUAUGUACAUUCUGCUAAAGCUCUUGUAGUUUAGCAGAU